UUUCCUUUUUCUGUUAUCAACAUCUAUCACAUGUGAGAGAGGCAGAUAAGAGGCGGCGGAUGUGUGGUGACAUCCCACAACAAGCAGUCGACUCAGAGAGGAAGAGAGCUGCUGCUGCGACGUCUGGAUGAUGUGAAUGACUCCAGAAACGAUGGCGCUCCUCUGGGUUCUGCUUUGGUCAGCUCUGCCUCACCUGGUUCUCUGCUCUGAUCCAGAUCUUUGUUCCGUCCAGGAGAUCAGCAGCUCCCAGAGCAUGUCUCCGUUGCUGCAGUCCUUGCAGUGCCACAACGACUACGAGUCCCACGUCCACUGCAGGUGGAAGAACGACAGGAACACGACGCUGCAGCUCUGGUUUGAGACGGAGGAUGGCAGGGAGUUGUGUGAGCCGUUCAGCAGUGCAGAGGAAGGUAGAACCGUCCACUGCAGAUAUAAAACACAACUGUUCGUCAUUGGAGUCAGCCACACCGUCUUCUUCAUGAAGAACAACACAAAGAACAUCUGCUCUUCUGUCAGACGGACAUCUCUGGAUCUUUUUCAGCACGUGAGAGCUCUCCCACCCGUCAACCUGUCCACACAUGAAGCAGGUGAUGGAGGCUGGAGGAUCCUCUGGUCCAGCCCCUACCCGUCCUCCUCGUCCCUGAACACAAACCUGUCAUAUCAGCUGAGCUACAGGAUGCACAGACAGGACAGCUGGACCACUGAGGAUGUCACUACCACCACUGUGAAGUUAGAGAAGCGUGUGUUGCUUCCAGGACGCCGGUAUGAAGCCAGGGUGAGGGUCCGGGCUGGAGUGGGUCAGUGGAGCGUCUGGAGUCCAGUGGUGACCUGGCAGACUGAAGACGACUUUGGGCAGCUUCCCACUUUGCACUGUGUGCUGGAAGGAGAGAGGGAGGUGGUGUGUAGCUGGGAGGUGAGCCUGGAGCUGGCUGACUUCAUCACCUACCAGCUGUUCUGUCGACACAACCGAACCGGCCCCUCGGAGAGAUGCUGUGUGAACCCAACAGUCCGGACCGACCACAGGGAGGCGCUGCUGAGCUACAGCUGCUCUCUGACUGUCCCAGCAUCUGAACAUCUGCUGCUCGACCUCCAACCAACACACAACGCCAAGACUUUUGAGGCGUACCGGCACAUUCGUCCCAAACCACCUCAGCAGCUGAAGGUCAGAGAGGAGAAAGGGAACUGGAUGGUGGAGUGGAUGCAUCCGAGCACAGAUUCUAAACUUCCAAACAGACUGUUCUACGAGGUGUGUUACUACAGGACACCAGAUCAGGGAUCUCCAGUGCUGCUGAACACCUCAGAGGGCUCCCUGUCGGUCCCCAUCCUGGGAAAAUUGCUCGAGCCUUUCCAGACCUACCAGGUGAAGGUCAGAACUCUGGUGGAUCCUGGAUAUGGUCCCCGCUAUGGAGGAAUCCCCUCAGAGUGGACUGAUCCUGUGGAGUGGACUUCACAUGGAGCCACCUGGUCGUCCACCACCUUCAUCUACAUCCUCAUCAGUGUGUUGGUGGCCACGGUCUUCUUCGUCCUCUACUGCACCGUCCCGGCCUGUCAGAGGAAGGUCAUUCUAUGGGUGGACUCAGUUCCUUCUCCAGGGAAAAGUAAAAUCCUCUCUGAGAUGAAGUCUGCCACCCCUCGGACCCUCAUGCAGAGCGAGAAGACGUCCAUCUGCAAAGUCCAACACCUGGACAGCGUGUCGACGUGCUCCUCUGAUGCUUUACUGUGGCCGACCAAGGUCAGUGAAGCAGACCGUGUGGACCAGGAGGAGAGCUGCUGGGACGGGGACACUCUGCCCUGUCCUGCUGAGAAGGUUCAGGGCUCUGACACAUCUUCCUUGAGCUUCAGUGGACCGUACAUCUUCUGUCAGUCAUCAGAGCAAACAUCCAAGUCAGUGAACGUCAAGAGUGAAGCCAAAGACAUUGAAACCCCGUCAGAUGUCUCUGGAUCUCCUUCCCCAGUGAAUUUCACUGUUUUUGGAGACGGUUAUGUGCAUCUGCCGAGCCCCAACGUCUCCAGAUCCACUCAGGAUCUCGUCUCCCACAGUAAUGAGAACACAAACACAUAUCGUCAGGACCAACACGGACCAGAGAGUCCUGUUAAACCCGGCCUCAGCGAGCCCAGCGGCAGCGAUCAGCCUCCAGAAUACACCUCAGAACCUUUGAGUGCCUGGCCUCAGAGCGACGCCGUCCAGGCCUCAGGGUACUGCCGCCUCCCCACCGCCUUCAUGACGGCAGCAAAGUGAAGACCUAUAACCGCUGGUUUCUGUUUCUCCCAAUAAGCUUUCCACUUUAUUCCAAAUUCCUUCUGCUUCCGUGUGAAAAACAAACACCACACAUUUCAGUAAAGGGAUUGUUGAACAUUUUAAAGGACUAUUAACCUCCUUUUUGUUUGAUUUAAGGUGAAAUAGUGAGCCAAGCUGUGAGAGGAUGCCUAAAGGAUAGUCUGCACUCAGGACAGCAACAUUUGUCGUUAUUUUUGAACUUUUUGGAAGCAAACGCAUGUUAGAUUGGGACAGAAUACCUUGAUAUCUGAUCAAAUCCAAACGACUUCCAUGCAAAACACCUCUGUGAAACUGAAAGUGUUUUAUUUUUUAGCUGAACCUGCGUCUGAUCCGAUUCUUAACCAACUGUUGUGCUUCUCUCAUUGUACAUAAUAAUCACUUCCUUAUCGUGUUGCUCCACCCGUACACAGUGUUUCACACAGGAAGUGGAUGUUCAACCACAGACUCUUUAGAAUUGUGUUGAAAUGUUGAAGUUUUUAUUACUUCCUCAAAUUCUGCCUCUGUCACUGCUGAGGAGAGGCUGAAUGAAGCAAACUGCACUUCACUGGAAAAGGUUCUGUUUUUGCUGACGUGCGUGUUCGCUGUCGUCAUGUAUGUAAGCGUGUUUGCACAAAGAUGUGUGAGUUGAUCCCUUAUUGUAAAUAUCCUGUCCUGAGUGUUGCUGAAUGUGUGUAUUAAUAUAUAAAGCAUGAUGUAGUGAAACUGCUGCAUUAACUCACUAAACAACAAGGCGCUCUGAUGUUCUUUGCUCCUCUAAUAUUUUUAUUCACUGUGGCAUCAUUUUCCCUGCAGUAUAAAAUCAUGCAGCUCUAUUAAAACAGCACAACUGUGGCAGCAAAUACAGCAUCUGAUCUGACAUUUAAAGCCUCUAAAUGGUCCAUUGUCACAGCUUAUCAUUCACAUAUAUUUGAGAAAGCUCUGCAGUGAUAAUGGCCAACUUAAUUGUCUGAUAGCAUCCAAAAAAACAAAAAAGAAAGUAGAGUUUCUGUGUAACAAAGCCAGUACUGUGAAAAAAGGGGUCUCCACAUGCCAUCGAUAUUUAAUUAUUUACGUUUUCAUCACUAACAUAAGGUGAUUUUAUUCACUGUUCUGCUCAUGAACUGCAGAAAGAUGUCUCAUCAUGCUGAAUGUGUCUUUGCUGAAAACUUGUUCCAUCUUACAUUUAUUUUAUUGAUCAAGUCUGAAGUAUUUUUGUCUUAAUUAUUUGUGUCCCUACUCAUCUCCUCUUUAUUUUGCAUACACAGCCUGCAGUUUAUCCAAAAACUCUGGACUUUUGUCACAUGAUUGAAGCUGAGAUAAUAUAUUUAGUUUAUUAUGGGAUCUGCUGCAAAUGCAUUACUUUGGUGAAUUUUUAUAUGAGAUAUGGUGAGGAGAGUGAUUUUGAUUAAAUAUUUUAGCUUAGAUUUGGUUCAUAUUCAUGCUAGAAUUUCACAUGUCAUGUAAGGACUCUUUGGAAAAUUGAAAAUCAAAAGAUUCUCUUGCAAUUUCAAAAGCAAAAAACAAAACAAAGAUCCUGCUUUGGGUUUCAGAGGAUCAAACAGAACCAGUGCUGUUACUGUGUGAAAGGUUUUAGCAAAAUCAGAGACGUGACAAAGCACUGAGAAUAUGUUCUAUCUUUUUACUUUUACACUCUACUCAGGUGUGUAUUUUGGCUCUAUUUUGAUGGAUCAGGAAGGAGUUGUCUGAAAUACAUAUCUAAUGGUUUGCAAUGUUUGUUGUACGUUUGUUUUAUGAGGACGUGAACAAAAAUUCCUGUUUUAGGGUCAGGGUUUGGAUUUUCACACACAUAAAUAUCUAAAAGUCUGAGCUGUGCUCCAUGACUGAAAGUGAGAAACAACGAGCUGACAAACUGAAACAAUUAUUAUCUUCUAAUGUGGUUAAUUUGAAGUCAUAUUUUAGAUAAACGAUGAACAGCUUCAUCCUAAAGGCUUCACUUCAGAAUGUCAGAAACAAAAGAACACAUCUUUGGUUCUAUAAAUCAUAUGAAUCAAGGUUUGAGCAUCUUUUCAAUCAUUUAUUCAUUCAGUCAGUCUGUUUCUUCUUUGUGCCUCCCACGGUGGAGGAGGCAGUGAAAAGGAAAGAGGAGCGGAGGAAAACCGGCGUUUAACAGAAACAAAGCGGUGUCAGUUAAAUCUGAUGCGUCUCACAGCUGCUUCAUCCGUCUUUUAUUCUGUAUUUCAUAUCAUCUGUCAGAGGAGCUAAACAGGGUUAGUGACAGCUACCAGAUGGAUUUACUGAGGAUUCACAUGGAUGAGACACGCUGCCAUGACAAAGCUCCACAGUGUUCAUGUUUCAGAGAUAAAUAUCAUGUAUGACCUCCUCUCCACACGAUGUUCACUCAGAGCUCUAACCAGUCUGCUCUCUCCUGACCUCCUCCUCCACCACAGCGUCUCAAGUCUCUUUGCUUUCCAGCGUUUGGUUUUCUAUAAAAACCUGUCAGACUGUAUUAAAGAUGAACAAACGGAUUUAAGGUCCCAAGCAAACCUCUUCUUGAAGAUAAUGGAAUAAGGGAGUGCAUGAAUGUGCCCUCUUCAUUCUGCUGACUGUUAGUGUUUAUGGUCUGCAUUCAGCCUCAGAGCUGUGAGUUUGGACUCAGCUGUUUGUGAAGUUAUGCUGUAUGAACUGUAUUUUAAUUGUUUUUAAAUGAACAUUUUGCUGUUAUUUCAUAGAUUUUAGGUAAAAUCAUUUACAUGUGAACAGUAAAUCUGCAAAUUAUGUUUUAAAAGCUCUUUUUCAGAUUAAUUAGUGACAUUACAACACUUCACCAAAAAAUGACAACAUUUUAAAAAUAUUUGUUUGUUUUACUGCUUAUAUUUGCUGUAUGUGUAGUAGGAGUUGGAUUAAAAGUAAAUCAUUACAGAGUUUCCUUAUUUUGGUAAACAACAGAGAACAACUAGAAAAAUGCAAACCAACCAAAACUGUGAAUGACAUCCACAUCAACAGUAUUUUAAUAGUAAGUCAUUCUAUUAGAAUGUGAGCUCAUAAAUGAGAAAUGAAACUGUUUUAUUGUAUUGUUUUGUUUUUAAAUAUGGCCGAUCUAAAUCCUUAUUAUAACUGCUGGUUUUGUGACACAAAGAUCCACUGUUGAAUAUUUGAGUCAUAAAUUUUAUGUUUUCAAAAAAACAUUUCCAAAAUGUUGACAGUCUUAGUUUUGUUCUGUUGUCAUAAUUGUUGACAGUCUGAUGGAAAAUGUACAUUCAGAGCCACAUAAAGAAAUAUGAAGCUAUUCUAGUGAGGCGUCUGUUUGUGUUUCUGUGUUUUUAUUGAUUCAUUGUGAUGAUGGAGAGAGUCACCACAUCUGUAAAUAUGAACUGGGUCAAUAAACAAAGAGGAAAAAUGCUCCAUGA
Molecule: messenger RNA, 5622 nt
Organism: Acanthochromis polyacanthus (spiny chromis)
Lineage: Eukaryota; Metazoa; Chordata; Actinopteri; Pomacentridae
Gene: csf2rb
Product: colony stimulating factor 2 receptor subunit beta
Exons: 15
Coding region: 137-2236 (699 amino acids)
Biological process (GO): immunoglobulin mediated immune response; cytokine-mediated signaling pathway
Cellular component (GO): external side of plasma membrane
Molecular function (GO): protein binding; cytokine receptor activity
Source: RefSeq, a predicted model, not a curated record